AUGGCUGUGCGAAGAUUUACAAGGUUUCCGCUACCUUGCCUGCAUUGUCCAAGUUGGCGUUUGAGCCUUCCAAUUCGUUUAUAUAGGCAAUCCAACCCGCCCCAAAUCCUGAUUUCAAUUUCCCCCUUUACUCCUCCCCGCUUGAGCAUGUCAUUCUCCUCUAGACAUGACGAGGACAAGAACGCCCGUCCAACUCUCCCUUCUAUUCGCGACUUAUUCCCAGUUGAGCUUGAGCUAUCAAGGCGACCAAGCACCGCUCCCCACGAAUCCCCGACCUUAAAACUUGCCGGACUGCGUGUUGAUGACGAUGGCGAAAACAGAAUGAGCUCGGAAAGGCCUGAUAGAUCAUGCAGAAUGCCAUACGACAGCCUUGGCAAACUCCCGGCGAGACACUCCGACCCGUCGUUGGACUUCAAACGCGGAGAUUGGGCACCAUCUCAUGGCCGUCCAAGCCCGUGGUAUGGUAAAGCCAUUAACGCUAGUCCCCCGACCUUCAACGCCGUUUCCUACGGCGGACCGCCCAAUUCUCAGCCUCUGAGCGUCCUGGGCACUGCACUACGAGAGAUCCCACCCCACCAAAUCCCGCCUCAUCGGAAUAAACCCCCCAACUAUCACGAUCACCGAAGGGCAGAGUAUUCUUACGACCCCAUUCCGUUGACUCGCCAUAGAUCGGAAAUUGCAUUAUCCACUCGUGGUCCGUGGCCAGGCACGAUAUCAACCUCUGUGACGAGGAGUACGAGUAUGAUGGAGGACGAUGAACGCACACCAAUUGCUCGCCCAACUCAUACCACUUCUGCUGCGCCUAAUCCUCCCCCGUCCACUUUCGCUCGACGGAGUUCAAUGGAUAGCUCAGCGCUGGGUUCCGCGAAAUACGAAUGUCACUUCUGUGGCAAAGGCUUUACCAGACCCAGCAGCCUUAAGAUACACUUGAACAGCCAUACAGGAGAGAAACCGUUCGUAUGUCCGGUCCCGACUUGCGGGCGGAGUUUCAGUGUUCUGAGCAACAUGCGCCGUCAUGCCCGAGUGCACAACACCGUUCCCCUUCAAGACCCCAAUGCUGAUGACGGUUCCGGGCCACCCUCGACGGCCUCUAGUGCAGAAGGCUUCUUCGCCGCUCGCCUUGCGCGUCGAGAUAGCAUUGCGUCGACUUCCAGCAGUAGUUCCCGCAGGAGCCGUAGCUCCUCUGACGAUCUGGACGACUAUGAUCGCCCGGCUGAAAAACGCACUCGGCGCGUUUCAUAG
Messenger RNA from Cyclocybe aegerita, 1242 nucleotides. NCBI's taxonomy places the organism in Eukaryota, Fungi, Basidiomycota, Agaricomycetes, Agaricales, Hemipholiotaceae. The record is from the annotation of a GenBank genome assembly.